Molecule: messenger RNA, 4273 nt
Organism: Paramormyrops kingsleyae
Lineage: Eukaryota; Metazoa; Chordata; Actinopteri; Osteoglossiformes; Mormyridae
Source: RefSeq, a predicted model, not a curated record
AGCAGAAAAAAAAAAGUGUGACAUGGAAAUAGACGUAGCUACGGACGCACGACUAUAUUUUCAGAUCUCUUAGACGUAAGCAUUUAUGUCGCGUAAAGGUUCAUUUGUUGAGGGCCGGUUUCCUAUAUAUGAACAUGUGACUUCAUAAAAUGUGCAACAGAGUCGCCCGCAAAACAGCAAGCCGCCUCAUAUCAGAAGCAAACUGCAGAACUGAGAAAAUCAUUUCAGAUAUCGCUGUAGGAAGAAAGCGCCUCAAACUUGCUCGUAAAACUGAGAUCAGAGGAGCCGGGCUGCGCAGCGUCAGCUGCCUUUUGAAACAUUUCAGUUCUGAAGUUGUGCGCGGCCACCAGAAGCGGCAGAUCUGCGCGCAGACACCCUUUUCCGUAAUCUCAUCUCAUUCUUCUUUAGCGUUUCUGCUGGCGUGCAUUGGGUUUUUUUUUUAACCAGUUUCUCAAGUGUGCGGACACCAGCCACACUGACUGGCUGCCACUGUAUUUUAUUUCAGUGCCUAUCACGUGGUGCAGUGACAGAAGCUCGCUGUCGGAAUGGGGGAACUAUAAGAAAGACUUUAAGUGAAAGCACUAAAAACAUUAUUUAACUGAAAGAAGGAAGGCGAUUUCAGCCGAACAGGGAGAAAUCAGAAAACUGAAAAAGCACUGGCUUCUUCGAAAAUGGAUGCGUCUCUGAGAGUUUAAUGCGCAUGGAUGAUUCAUAUUUCCAUUUAAGUCUGCCUAAGAUUGGUGCUUCUUCUGGAUCCCACUCCCGGUCCCAGGUGGUGAUGCCAUGCCCCGCAACCACAGCGGAGAUGAAGGCGGCUCUGGCCUCUGGAUGAAGAAUUCGCCGGGGCAUCGCGCUGCUGGAGGCUAUGCCUUGAAAGAUGUGGAGUCCGGCCGAAGGAUGAACAGGGCGAGGGAUGGCCCGGUGUCGGCCGGACUUGCUUCGACGACAGGUGCGGAGAACCAGAGCGGAAAGCAGGGGGCCCGCCUGAGCCUGCUGGGGAAGCCGCUCAUCUACAGCGCGCAGGGUGGCCGCAGAAACGUGCGCUACCGGAGGCUGCAGAACUACCUGUACAACGUGCUGGAGAGACCCCGCGGCUGGGCUUUCGUGUACCAUGCCUUCGUGUUCAUCCUGGUGUUUGGCUGCCUGGUGCUGUCUGUAUUCUCCACCAUUCCCGCUCACCUGGAGCUCUCGUCCCACUGCCUUGUCAUCCUGGAGUUUGUGAUGAUCGUGGUCUUCGGCCUGGAGUACAUCAUCCGCAUUUGGGCGGCCGGCUGCUGCUGCCGAUACCGAGGCUGGCAGGGCAGGCUGCGCUUUGCCAGGAAGCCCUUCUGUGUCAUCGACAUCAUCGUGCUCAUCGCCUCGGUGGCCGUGGUGUCGGCAGGCAGCCAGGGCAACAUCUUCGCCACAUCAGCAUUGCGCAGCCUGCGCUUCCUGCAGAUCCUGCGCAUGGUGCGCAUGGACCGGCGGGGCGGCACCUGGAAGCUGCUGGGCUCCGUGGUCUACGCCCACAGCAAGGAGCUGGUCACCGCCUGGUAUAUCGGUUUCCUGGUUCUCAUCUUCUCCUCGUUCCUGGUGUACCUGGUGGAGAAAGAGUUCAACGUAGACUUCAACACGUAUGCCGACGCCCUCUGGUGGGGCACGGUGACCCCCCCCACAAUCGGCUACGGGGACAAGACGCCCAAGACGUGGACGGGCCGCCUGCUGUCCGCCUUCUUCGCCCUGCUGGGAAUCUCCUUCUUCGCCCUCCCCGCGGGCAUCUUGGGCUCCGGCUUUGCUCUGAAGGUCCAGGAGCAGCACAGGCAGAAGCACUUCGAGAAGCGGCGGAACCCGGCAGCCAGCCUCAUCCAGUGUGUUUGGCGUAGUUAUUCGGCUGAUGAGAACUCGGUUUCCAUUGCUACCUGGAAGCCUCAUUUGAAGGCCUUGCAUACCUGCAGCCCUAUGAAGAAGGACCAGCUGGAAUCAUCCACAAGAGACCAUUCCCAUCUCUCUGGUGUGUCAAGAAAAGCAGGAGCUGUGAAGCAGCCUGACAGGACCGCGCAGAGUAAGCUUUUUAGUAGUAGAGAGAGAUUCUGCUGGAGGUUUACCUCGUGGAGACAUAGCCAGAAGCUGAGCUUCAAGGAGCGCGUGCGUCUGGCCAGCCCGCGGGGGCAGAGCAUCAAGGGCCGCCAUACGUCCAGCGGGGACCGGCGCUCCCCCAGCACGGACGUCGGCACCGAGGGCACCAGCCCAGCCAAGGUGCAGAAGAGCUGGAGCUUCAACGAUCGCACCCGCUUCCGGCCCUCCCUACGGCUCAAGAGCCAAUCACGUGCCACCCCAGAAGCAGCUGACACCAGCAUGGGCCCGGACGACGGCUUCGACGACAAGGGCUGCCACUGCGAGAUCUCUGUGGACGACCUGACGCCAGCGCUCAAGUCAGUGAUCAGGGCGGUGAGGAUAAUGAAGUUCCACGUUGCGAAGAAGAAGUUCAAGGAGACUCUGCGUCCGUACGACGUGAAGGAUGUGAUCGAGCAGUACUCUGCGGGCCACCUGGACAUGCUGUGCAGAAUCAAGAGCCUGCAGAGCCGGGUGGACCAGAUUCUGGGCAAGGGGCAGGUCCCUGUGGACAGGAAGAGGGAGAAGCUGCUGUCGGAGAGCGAGGUCCUGGACGACGUGAGCAUGCUGGGACGGGUCUGCAGGGUGGAGCGGCAGGUCCAGUCCAUUGAAUCGAAGCUGGACUCCCUCCUGGACGUCUACAGGCAGGUGCUGCGUAAGGGCUCGUCCUCGGCGCUGACCCUCUCCUCCCUGCCGCUCUUCGAGCUGGAGCAGACGUCCGACUACCAGAGCUCGGUCCUCACCAAAGACACGUCCAACUCCACCCAGGACAGCAGCCUCUCCCCCAGCUCCAACCUGCCCCGCGGCCUGCACCUCAUCCUGGCCCCCAACGAGCUGAGCCUCAACCUCCACAGCGCCCCCGUCUCAUUCAGCCCCUCAGCAAUGCCCCCAGGCUCCGAGGGCCCCGCCCCACCCAUAUUGACACCUAAUAACCUCUCGGGGGCCUCGUUCCCUAGCCUGGUCCGGCCCCCACCUCCGCCCUCCGCACCCACGACGCUCCAGCUGCCCGCUACCCUUGCGCCCCAUCGCAUGGUCACCGACGCCCCCGACAGUGCCCAGCCCUGCCCAAGGGCGGCCCCCUUGGGGGUGCAGCUUAGGAGCAAAUCUGGCGCCAAAGACGAGGUCUCUUGGCGGAGGCACAUGAGCCUGGAGAUUGACCCCCUGACACCGGCCGGCCACACCCUGGGCAAGUCCCUGUCAGCGCAGGACUUGAUGCAGCGGGGACCAGCCGAUUGCCCUCCCCACCUUUCCCACACCAGUAGCAGCAGCAACAAUUCCAGUGGCAGCUGCCGGGAUGCGGCGGGCCGCUGGGAGGAGGCUCAGCUCUUCAUCAGCGACAGGGACCUGGACACGCCAGCAGGGGGCGCCUUUGAGUUCUUGUCAGGGCGGACUUCAGAUGUCACUGGUACCUCAGAGCUGUUGAGGACAGGAGCCAGCGAUUCCUCCCACAGCGUGUUCGGCGGCCCAGCUGCUGAAGGCAGCUCCGAGUCACUUAGCAUGCCCCACGUACGGCUAAAAUAACACGCCCACCCCGCCCCCGUCACAUGCUGCACGGCACGGGCUUGGAGGCCACGCCUCUCUCUGAUGAGAAACAGACUGGGGGCAGAGUCACAGAAUGGGCAGGCUGACAUUCCUGUCAGCGCCCGGUUUUUAAAUUUGUUCAUCACCGAAAUGUACUGCUCGUCCACCUCUGGAUCUUCUCCCACAUAUCACUGCAUGGACUAUCCUAUAAAACAGCGGUUCCCAAUCCGGUCCUCAGGGACCCCCAGGCAGUCCAUGUUUUUCCUACCAGGACCUGGGAGGGAGCAGAAAUGUGUGCUGUCUGGUUGGAAGCUGGGCGAAAGCAAAAACGUGGACCGACUGUGGGUACCCGGAAACCGGACUGGGAAGCACUGGUUUUUAAAAAAAUAAAUAAAAGCAGGGAACAGAAGGGGGGAAGUGGGGGGUGGGAGGUGAUGGCCAUGGGUACGCCUGAAUGAACGAGACGAGGAAAGGCCACGGCAUGAGUGAACGAAAGUCCCGCAUGUGCUCUGCAUGUCCAAACGAAUCCACGCAGUGGCGUUUACAUUAAGGCUCAGUCAUGUACAGAGGGUGCAGUGGACCUUGGACCCCCUCCCCCCAAGGGUGUCUGUGGCAUUAAGGGGCGACAGUAUGGUGAAGUACCAUGUCAAAGGGGGUGGGG